Gongylonema pulchrum is the source of this 205-nucleotide messenger RNA. The record is from the annotation of a GenBank genome assembly. NCBI's taxonomy places the organism in Eukaryota, Metazoa, Nematoda, Chromadorea, Rhabditida, Gongylonematidae.
CCGCGCCAGAUCAACAGCGCCUUACACAAUCAAGCAGGACAUACAAUUGGCGAAUUGCAACAUGCGGCAAAACCACCGCUUGGAUGGAUCUGGGGCAAUUUCUAUCUUCCCUGGCAACGGCUUUUCCCCGGCGAAGAGCAUUUCAACGGUGACAUCAAGUAUGUUUUCAGCAAGGCGCAGCUAUGCCAGGCCUUCUAGACCAUAG